Colletotrichum siamense is the source of this 708-nucleotide messenger RNA. Its product is annotated as Peptidyl-tRNA hydrolase 2. The coding region runs from base 1 to 708 and encodes 235 amino acids. The transcript is spliced from 2 exons. Gene Ontology annotation, cellular component: mitochondrion; cytosol. Gene Ontology annotation, molecular function: peptidyl-tRNA hydrolase activity. NCBI's taxonomy places the organism in Eukaryota, Fungi, Ascomycota, Sordariomycetes, Glomerellales, Glomerellaceae. The record is from RefSeq and is a predicted model, not a curated record.
AUGGCCAUUCACGACGCCACCACGGGGCAGAGCGCUGCCGUCAUCACGACAACCCUCGUUGCCUUCCUUUCAGGAUUCAUGCUCGGUGUCUACACGAUCCGCGGCUACCUCAUCUCCCCUGAGCUGCGCGCCGAAGCUCGCGCCAACAAGGAGGAUCCCAUCGAGAGCGAGGAAUCUGAUAUCGACGAGGACGAUACCAUCCUCGAUCACGCGCCUAACUGGUCCAAUGCCGAGGCCGCCGACGUUCGUGAUGGUCUGCGCCAGCGCAACACUGCUGAGAAGAAGGCCAAGAAGCCGAACCCGGAGAAGGCACCGCUUGCUGAUUCGAAUGAGGAGUGCAAGCUAGUUCUUGUUGUCAGGACGGAUCUGGGAAUGACCAAGGGCAAGAUGGCAGCGCAAGCCUCCCACGCAACCCUCGCAUGCUACAAGUCCCUUUCGAAGGCCGCCACCCGCGACCCGUCUUCUGCUGCCGCCAAGAUUCUAUCCCGCUGGGAGCGCCUCGGCCAGGCCAAGAUUGCCGUCCAGAUCAAGGAUCAGAACGAGAUGCUCGAGCUCAUGGGCAAGGCGCGCAGCUUGGGUAUCACCGCCGAGGUCAUUGCCGACGCAGGCCGCACGCAGAUCGAAGCCGGCAGCUUGACCGUGCUUGGCGUCGGUCCCGCGCCGAAGAGCCUGGUCGACCAGGUCACCAGCCACCUUAAACUGCUGUAA